Molecule: messenger RNA, 1212 nt
Organism: Drosophila novamexicana
Lineage: Eukaryota; Metazoa; Arthropoda; Insecta; Diptera; Drosophilidae
Gene: tut
Exons: 3
Coding region: 156-1079 (307 amino acids)
Molecular function (GO): RNA binding
Source: RefSeq, a predicted model, not a curated record
UAUUUGGCAAGUCUUUAUUUAGUCUUAUUCGAAAACAACUGCAAUUUCAAAAGCCAUGUGGCAACACUUGCCUUUGAAACUCAAACUGGCAGCACUGCCUGCUUAAUGCGUGCAUUUGAAAUUUAGACUGGCAGCACUGUCAUCAACGCCGCAGCAUGACUACAGAGAAAAGGCUAUGGGCAGCACUGCGUUAUAAGCUGCUAACACACAUAAGCUGGGCAGCACUUGACCUCAGCCAGCUAAAAAGCUUCUGGCAGCAUUGCUGCAUUCAAGCUGGCAACGCCGGUUGUGCUGCGUUUUGCAACACUGCAAAUGAGAGGCAAGCUCUGCGCACGCGUUUUGCACUUUCAGCAUUGUUCAAAAUGGAUUUUAAUUUGCAGCACAAAUAUCGCAAAAGUCAAAUAAAUGGCACAAUUUAUGUGACAACAUGCCAGACCCUGACCGCAGAGCGGCUCGCCGAUCUGGAAUCGGGCGCCGGCGAGCUGUUUCUCACGCGCAUUCACAAGCGCAGCACGCCGGAUCACAUCAUGCAGGUGGCCAUCGAACUGGGCGACGUUUAUAUGCUCCGCUUCAAGAUCGACUUCUCCGGCUGCAGCCGUGGCUAUGCCUACUUGCAGUACAUUGAUGCCCAGCACAAGGCGCUUGCCCUGGAAAUCCUGCAGCAUCGCUUCCGCGUGGCCCGUCUCAAGGUGCAGGUGCGCGAAUCUCGCAAUCGAAAGACUCUGGUGCUGAACAAUGUCAACCACCUGACGCCGCUGCAGGUGCACCAGGAGCUGCGCCUGGUCGGCCACUAUAUCAAGCUCUCCGUCUACGAGUAUCAGCCGCAGCGCUACAUCUAUCUCAUUCUGUAUCGCAACAACGACGAGGCCGCCCUGGCCCAUCACAUGCUGCGCACCCGAAUGUCCAAUUUUGGCGCAAAUGCGUUUAUCGAUUGGCUGGACAAGGGUCAGCCGCUGGACAAGGAUCAGCCCGUUGACCCAUUGCCCAUCGAUUGCUGUGUCCAGCUGCCGCGCAACGGCCACGCCUUGGACCUGGAGCAGCUGCAAAAUGUGGCCGAAUGCGGUUGCUUUAGGAUUUGAGUGCAAUAUAUGCUGGCAGAUCCGCGUGGGUGUGCUCUAAUUGAAAAAACAACAACUGCAAUUAUACUUUUUUUUUCCUUUGUGAUUAUAAAUAUUCGGUGUGGCCCGCCUCCAUUCAUUUCGUGCUCUUCAU